Molecule: messenger RNA, 1660 nt
Organism: Stylophora pistillata
Lineage: Eukaryota; Metazoa; Cnidaria; Anthozoa; Scleractinia; Pocilloporidae
Product: fibroblast growth factor 12-like
Molecular function (GO): growth factor activity
Source: RefSeq, a predicted model, not a curated record
AACACCUUUAAGUCCUGAAACUUUAUAUUAACGAGAGAUUUUCGCUAGAUUUUCACCAGAAAUAAAUGGAGUAACAGCAGACUUUGGACCCUCCGAUUCAAGAGUUCUGGAAUGCCAUCACAGUCUGCACUCUACUAAACAGCGGCUGUCUAUCUGCGAAAGGGGAGCUAGGAAAAUUAUCACUCAUCUUUCGAAUGAGUUGCAAAAACAUCCAACAGCAAAACAGAGUAGUAGCUCAGCUGGAUGGAGAUGCAGCCGAGCUUUGGGAGAAUUCUAGAAUCCUGUAUUGUUGGACAAGCCAAGUCAAUCACCGAACGCACUAGCCAUCUAUAUAACAGAUCUGACCUCCAAAGUCAGAAAAUCAUCAAGGUGCUGGGACUUAUACCUACUAGAUGACUUCUCCGUUCCUCAUCUCCGUGUUAGUUCUUCGCUCAUUGAUUACAACAAUUAAGACACCUGUGAGCAGCACAAUAAAACCAAAAGGACCACAAAAUGACUCAAGCACUCCAACCAUCACAAAAAGUUUAGUUCCAUACGCCAGAAACUCUGUGUUAUCUAAACCACCAUCAACAUCGAUGGACGUUCGCUUGGUGAACAAAAGAGGAAUCCAUUUAAUCAUGUUUGAAAACGGAACAAUAGCUGGCAGUUGGAACAGGGCUUUAACAACGAAAUAUGGGCUGUUUCGCAUUCAGUCUCACGGAACAAGCAUUGUAAAGUUGAAAAGUUUGACAACAAUGAAAUACAUCGCGAUCGGCAAUCUUGGACAAAUUUAUUCGACGGCAAACUCGUCCAAUGAAGACACUUUAUUGAAACACGCUCAGGAAGAGAAUCACUUCUACUCUUUUUGUUCCUACCUGUAUCCAACUAAUCAAAACCACUCAAACAGAAAAUGGCUUCUAGCGAUUGGAUCAAAAGGACGAAUAAGAAACGCUUCAAGGGUGUUACCACAACACAAAUCACAUCAGUUUCAGAUCAGGGAAAUACGAGAAAACAGUGGAAAAGGCGACUUAAAGGCUUUGCUGCAUAUUUUAGAUAAAAAAGGAAAGUAAAGAAAUCCAUGGUUAUGUUUGCGUCCAAUCUAAGAGAAGAGAAUAAUCAAAGAGAGAGAACUUUCUUCCUUCUGGGAUUAACUAUCAAGUUAUUUUAACAAGCAAAUCAUAUUUCUGAACAGCUGCAGUUUGCUGCGUUGAUGUUUUGUGGGAAAGGAGGAUCGCGAUCUUCGCAGGCACAAGUUGAAAGAGAAACAAUGGUCGAUAGUUUACCAAGUAUACGUGUGGCACUACUCCGGCCUUGCAAUUACGGGUUACAGAGAGACAGUCUGAUGGUGUUCUGUUUGGAGAUACAAGGAGUAGUGAGACCACAAGUAUCUAAAUUAUAGUUAAUUACGCUUACCCAGUACCUUGGUCCACGUGGACCAAUUACUUGGGAGCCAAAAUUUGUCACACUCGUCGCUGAUUGGUCCAUUUCUGGUAUCGUGGACCUAGUCUUGCACUCUAGUUGGGCAGCAAGCUGGGUUAGCAUCCUAUACCUCUCUCAACUCUGAUUGGUGUAAAACAAAUUCUACAAGCAAUUCGAAAUAUUAGGCCCAGAAGUGCUGCGCUAAAAUCCUUUAAUCCUUAGAAUAAUCGUUCCGAGUUAAAUGGCUUCACAGUCUGUGUUU